GAGUGUGACCAGCGUUAUUGUUUUGGCGCGUUUUGAUGCUUGCACAUCUUGUGAAAUUUGUUUAAUAAAUAUUGAAUAUUUCCACGCACCGCAAAAUGAAUGAUUCUUUUGGUGAUUUCAAUGCCACACAAACGGCCACAGCCGGCGCCACAAAGGAAUCCUCUGGCGAGGGCAUUAUUUCAUUGCUGGUCAAACAGAUUCUUGAUUCGCCCGAGGGCAAUUUCAAGAUGUUCGAUGUCGCCUACGCUUUGGUCUGCGCCGUUGGAAUUGUGCGCAAUAUUGAGACGUCAUCGACGAAGAUUACUUAUUCUAUAGAGGAUCACAGUGGUCGCAUCGAUGCACACUACUGGCUGGAAGAGGGCGAUGCCAUCAAGUCACCCGAUGUUAUGCUCAAUAACUAUGUGAAAAUCUAUGGUUCCGUGCGUUCGCAGGCGGGUCAAAAAGUUCUGAUGGUCUUCAAGCUGUUAAAUGUGCUCGAUCCCAACGAGGUGUGCACCCACGUGCUGGAAGCGCUCCAUUCGCGCUACAAGGCUGAGGAGUACAAUCACAAAGGUGACGGAGGUCCGAGCAACCAACUGAUGCCCAAUGUGACGGCCAGUCAAAGUAAUGCCAUUGUCGCCGGUCUGGACAGCAAGCAGCUGGCUGUCUUCCAGGCCAUCAAGAGCAACUGCUCUGAGGAGGGCAUUCAUCGGCGCGAACUGAGCGCAAAGUUCUCGCACAUCAGCCAGUCCGAGAUGACAAAUAUUUUGGACUUUAUGAUAUCCGAGGGGCAUAUUUAUUCCAGUAUCGAUCCGGAUCAUUUCAUAUGCACCAUGUAGUUAUUAAAUAUUCUAUUCUAUGUCUUGGAUAUAAAUAUACGUAAGAGAUAAUGAAGUAUUUUAUUCACGCUGCACUA
This is a messenger RNA of Drosophila grimshawi, 895 nucleotides long. It is a transcript of the gene RPA2, whose product is annotated as replication protein A 32 kDa subunit. The transcript has 4 exons. The record is from RefSeq and is a predicted model, not a curated record. Gene Ontology annotation, molecular function: DNA binding. Gene Ontology annotation, biological process: DNA replication; nucleotide-excision repair; double-strand break repair via homologous recombination. Gene Ontology annotation, cellular component: chromosome, telomeric region; site of double-strand break; nucleus. The coding region runs from base 96 to 818 and encodes 240 amino acids. NCBI's taxonomy places the organism in Eukaryota, Metazoa, Arthropoda, Insecta, Diptera, Drosophilidae.